Molecule: messenger RNA, 3958 nt
Organism: Python bivittatus (Burmese python)
Lineage: Eukaryota; Metazoa; Chordata; Lepidosauria; Squamata; Pythonidae
Source: RefSeq, a predicted model, not a curated record
CCAGGACUUGGCAUUUCUCAGAUGGCUACUUAGUGGACUGAAAAUUUAUGGACUGAUGCAAGCCGACCCUAAAUUUCAGGUGUGAAGUAAAAAUGGUGCAAAAAUAUCAGUCGCCUGUUAGAGUCUACAAGUACCCUUUUGAGCUUGUGAUGGCGGCUUAUGAAAAACGUUUUCCAACCUGCCCUGAGAUUCCAGUUUUUUUGGGCAGUGAGAUCCUUCGUGAAUCCAAGAGUGAAGAUGGAGCCAUUCAUAUCAUUGAAAGGAGUUGCAAAUUGAACGUGGAUGCACCUCGGUUGCUCAAGAAAAUUGCCGGGGUAGAAUAUGUCUUUUUCAUACAGAAAAAUACAGUGAACUGGCGGGAGAGAACGCUUGUUAUUGAAGCCCAUAAUGAGACCUUUGCCAACCGCGUCAUUGUCCUGGAGACGUGUCACUACUCGGUUCAUCCGGAGAAUGAAGACUGGACAUGUUUUGAACAAUCGGCAUCCCUUGACAUCAAAUCGUUCUUUGGUUUUGAAAAUACGGUGGAGAAAAUUGCAAUGAAACAAUACACAGCCAACAUCAAGCGGGGCAAAGAAGUCAUAGAGCAUUACCUAAAGGAGUUGAUAUCACAAGGGAUCACUUUUGUCCCUCGGUGGACUCCUCCCGAAGUCACGGGGGAUCUCAGGAAGAGGAAUCCAUCUGGAAGCAAUAAUGGUGCCGUAUCCCAAGAAUCUCACCCCCAGGGAAGUGAGAAAGAGCCUUCUUCUGUGGAGGCUUCAACCCCUGAAGGGGACAAACUGGAUGCCGAUUAUAUAGAACGUUACCUGGGACAAUUAAGUCCCAUGCAGGAAAGCUGCUUGAUCAGACUCCGCCAGUGGCUGCAAGAAAUGCAGAAAGGAAAGGUUCCCAAAGAUGAAUACAUCCUCCGUUUUCUGAGGGCUCGGGACUUCAAUAUUGAUAAGGCUCGGGAAAUGCUCUGUCAGUCCUUGGCAUGGCGAAAACAAUACCAGGUGGAUUACAUCCUGCAAACAUGGAGGCCCCCUUCUCUUUUGGAAGAAUACUAUGCUGGGGGUUGGCACUACCAAGACAAAGAUGGAAGACCUCUCUACAUCCUUCGACUGGGGCAAAUGGACACAAAAGGUCUUGUGAAGGCUCUAGGAGAGGAGUCACUUCUUCGCCACGUCUUGUCAAUUAAUGAGGAGGGACAAAAGAGAUGUGAAGAAAACACCAACGUCUUUGGCCGGCCCAUCUCAUCCUGGACCUGUUUAGUUGACCUUGAAGGACUGAACAUGCGUCAUCUCUGGCGUCCUGGAGUAAAAGCUCUCCUGAGGAUUAUCGAAGUCGUGGAGGACAAUUAUCCAGAGACUUUAGGAAGGCUUCUGAUUGUGCGAGCGCCCAGGGUGUUCCCUGUUCUCUGGACUUUGGUUAGCCCCUUUAUCAAUGAAAACACCAGGCAGAAGUUCCUCAUUUAUAGUGGCAACAAUUAUCAAGGUCCUGGAGGACUUGUAGAUUAUCUGGAAAAGGAUGUGAUUCCAGACUUCCUCGGAGGAGAAUGUGUGUGUAAUGUGCCUGAAGGUGGCCUUGUCCCCAAGUCACUGUAUCAAACAGAUGAAGAGUCUGAAACUGCUGAUCAUAUUCGUCUCUGGACAGAAACCAUCUAUCACUCUGCAAAUAUUUUCAAAGGGGCUCCCCAAGAGAUAGUGGUAGAGAUCCUGGAAGGUGAAUCUGUGAUCACUUGGGAUUUCGACAUCCUGAAAGGGGAUGUGGUGUUCAGCCUUUUCCAUUCCAAACGAGCACCUGAGACCGUUCGGAAGGAAUCUGUGAUGCCAACUGCUUUGACGGCUGGGGAAAACGUACAACUCAUUGGCAAGAGUUGGAUCCUGGGGGUAGACUAUAGCCGAGUGGAGACUCCCUUGGUCUGCCGAGAAGGCGAGAGCAUCCAGGGCUCCCAUGUGACUCGCUGGCCAGGUUUUUACAUCCUCCAGUGGAAAAUGCAUAGCCCAAUUCCCUGCACUGGGACCAGCCUCUCUCGAGUUGACGAUGUCUUGGCCACACUCCAGGUCUCUAAUCACAAAUGCAAGAUCCUGUAUUAUUAUGAGGUGCUUGCCUCCAAGGACUUCAGAGGGUCCAUGACAAGCUUGGAGUCAUGCACUAGUGGGUUUUCACAGCUCAGCGGAGCAACCACCUCUUCCAAUCGGUCGCAAAGCAGCUCUUUGGUCUCGAGAUAGCAUCGCCUGGGAACACGCGGAGCACCGGACUGGCCCCCGCUGGACCAAGUUGUUUCCCUCAAGGCUGCGCCACGGCACGACCCGCGGAGGCUCCAGGCAGCGUGUAGGAACGGCCGCGCCGGGGACCCCCAGAGACGCUUUUAGCAACCUGCCUGAAAUCCUUCCUCCCUCCCUCCCUUCCUUUUUCCCCCUAGAAUAGACUGAAACAGCUUCUAAAUCUUGAAGACUGGCCAUCUCCGAUUGUAUAUUAGCAAAUCUUGGGGUUGGAAGGCCUACUAUUUUUGCAUGGAUUUUACAAAAUUCGUAGGGUCAAAGGGCUCUUCCCAGUCAGCACCAUUCUACCUAAUUGUAAGGCUAGCUGAGGUGGCCUCCCCCAUUAGGGGCGUUAGAGCCAAAAAACAAAAACACCUCCCGGGCCCUGGUUAGGUUCUUUGCGCAUCAGCAAUGCCAUUUGUAUUUCAGCAAGGUACAAAAAGGUGCCUCGCUAGCAGAAUUUAGAUGCAAACUGCUGAUGUGUACAUAAAUAGAUUUGGGAUGGGAGGAGGGGGGAAAUCAGGUUUCAGGAAACUUAACUCAGAGAUGUUAGAGACCUAUUUAGAACUGUCUAACGCAUUGGAAUUGAGAAACACGCACCAGUUUCCUACAGCGCACUGAUACAGCUCUCUCUGGCAAGGAGCACCAGUUUCUCUUCCCCCUUUUUUUUUCUCAGGUCUGUGAGCAAUAAUUUAGAUCUCUGCCCGCUCGGUUUGCUCAGGGUAGAAAACGAGUUUCACUCCACAAAGGGCUAAGCAAAGCAAUAUUUCAUUUCUACAGGCACAAAACUCUUUCACAGUGUUAAAGGAGCGGUUGUUUUAGGAAGCAGGAGCUAACACAAGUUAGGGUAGGCACUUUAAGAGUGUGUGUGGGUGUGUGAGUGUGUGUGGGUGUGCAUGCAUUUCUAUGUAUAUAUUCAGAUAGAUAUAGAUAUAUGGAACUUAAAUACUUAAGUCCAAUUUACGGAAACAAGAUUAAGGCUUAAAUUAAUGAUUUGUAUCAUUUUGUAGGCCCAACCUGAUUAUUUAUUAUGGGAUACGCCUCCUUGUUUUAAGUAUUGGCCUUUUAAGCCAAGAAGAAUGGGGUGGGGUUCUGGUACCUUCAGCUUUAUAUUUUGGAGGGGUUGCCUAGUUUCUAACUAGUUAUUUUUGGAGACCUGCUUGCGUUACACAGAAGAAACUCUGCGGAUUUCCAAUACCUCGAAUCUAUGGGGUGAAUUUUCUAAACCGCAGCAAGGAACCUGUUGUCGUUGAGGAACGGCUCUGGUGACAAAGUCCUACAGUGGGGAAACGUUGAUUUUUGUAAGUAUUCGUUCUUCUAAAACAACGACAUCAAGGACUGAAACAUAUCAGUUGGGAAAAGUCACGGUUCAUCCAGAAUACAGUUGUGUGAAGUUAAUAUACAAACGGAGGGAACCAUAAUGGGUGAGAUACUUUCAACUGGGAAUGACGUGUGGAGUUUCCUUGGAAAGUUUAUUUUUCCAUCAAGGACAGGAUGAAUAGGGAGACGAUGGGACGAGAUUCAGCAUGCCUCUAGGUGGUCAGAGGGGUAUACAAUUGCGUUGGGGGGAGAAUAUAAAAUCAACCAGGGACCUUCUGUUCUUUGCCACUGUUACCUCCAUAAAGAGAAUCUAGGAAGAUAUUUAGUUUCCUAAGCUUGUCUUGAAAGCUAGGAUGUAUAAGUCCCAUUCUUGGCUGCUUCACUGGAUGUUAGACAGA